AUGAAAAUGAAGAAACAUCCUCCAAAAUUUAUCGUAAAACCGGAUUCAUCAACAGUUAUUGAGAACACAAAGAUAAGUUUUUUUUGUCGAGCUGAUGGUAAUCCACUACCAAGUAUUAUCUGGAGAUUGAAUGGUGAAAGUAUAAAUAAUCCCAGAAUUACUGUUAAAACAUUACAAAAUGGUUUUUCAACAUUACGUAUUGAUCCAGUGCUACUAAGUGAUAAAAAUACAUCAAUAUCUUGUAUAGCUGAUAACGGGGUCCGCCAACCUAUCAAAACUACUGCCUUAUUAACUGUUUUGCCUAAUAAUGUUGUUCCUAAUGGUUUUCCAAAAGUUGAAUCACAUCCAAUUCUUAAAUCUGUUGAACAAGGAAAAACAGCUCAUGUUAGUUGUCGUGUUACAGGUGAACCAAGACCAAAAAUUUUAUGGCUUCGUGAUAUGAUGCCAAUUGAUAUCAAAACAAAUAAUAGAUAUUCAGUAUCAACACUUGGAAAUCCUGGUGCAUUAAUGAUACAACAAGCUAGAGAAGAAGAUCAGGGUAAAUAUGAAUGUGUUGCUAGGAAUGGUCAUGGUGUUGUACAGUCUAAAAGUGCCCAAUUAUAUGUUAAAGGUUAG
Messenger RNA from Strongyloides ratti, 615 nucleotides. RefSeq names its product Immunoglobulin subtype 2 domain and Immunoglobulin subtype domain and Immunoglobulin-like domain and Immunoglobulin I-set domain and Immunoglobulin-like fold domain-containing protein. The record is from RefSeq and is a predicted model, not a curated record. Lineage: Eukaryota; Metazoa; Nematoda; Chromadorea; Rhabditida; Strongyloididae. Gene Ontology annotation, cellular component: axon; neuronal cell body; plasma membrane. Gene Ontology annotation, molecular function: axon guidance receptor activity. The transcript has 3 exons. Gene Ontology annotation, biological process: synapse organization; homophilic cell-cell adhesion. Bases 1 to 615 code for a protein of 204 amino acids.